Molecule: messenger RNA, 1305 nt
Organism: Penicillium malachiteum
Lineage: Eukaryota; Fungi; Ascomycota; Eurotiomycetes; Eurotiales; Aspergillaceae
Product: acyl-CoA desaturase
Exons: 3
Coding region: 1-1305 (434 amino acids)
Biological process (GO): unsaturated fatty acid biosynthetic process
Cellular component (GO): endoplasmic reticulum membrane
Molecular function (GO): stearoyl-CoA 9-desaturase activity; iron ion binding; heme binding
Source: RefSeq, a predicted model, not a curated record
AUGGCAGAAACUAAACCAAAUGAUCAAAAGCUCCAUAUAACCGAGCAGCCCAUCACACUGUCCAACUGGCACCGUCAUGUCAAUUGGAUCAAUACCAGUUUGAUUCUAGUAGUGCCAAUAUUUGGUUGUAUCGCUGCUUUCUUCACUGAGUUGAAGCCGGUCACAGCCGCUUGGGCUAUUUUGUAUUACUUCUGGACUGGUCUUGGGAUCACUGCUGGAUAUCAUCGUCUUUGGUCGCAUCGUUCAUAUGAAGCGGGUCUCCCACUUAAGAUUUUUCUCGCGUGCGUUGGUGGAGGUGCAGUUCAAGGUUCUAUUCGUUGGUGGAGCAGCAAGCACCGUGCCCACCACAGAUGGACGGACACGGUUAAAGACCCUUACAGCGUUCGAAAGGGAGUGUGGUACUCCCAUUUCAUGUGGAUGGCUUUGAAACAAAACCCGAAGGAUCGUGGCCGAACGGAUAUUUCAGACCUGAAUCACGACCCGAUCGUUGUGUGGCAGCAUAGGCACUAUGGAAUGGUAAUCCUUGUUUUUGGAAUGUUAUUCCCCAUGUUGGUAGCUGGUCUCGGCUGGGGCGAUUGGCAGGGUGGACUGGUAUAUGCAGGAAUUUUGAGAUUCUUUUUCGUGCAGCAAGCAACCUUCUGUGUUAAUUCCCUGGCUCAUUGGUUGGGUGAUCAGCCAUUUGAUGACAGGAACUCGCCCCGCGAUCAUGUCAUUACUGCUUUGGUGACCUUGGGUGAAGGGUAUCAUAAUUUCCAUCAUGAGGUAAAAUUCACGCCCUCUGUUUCUGUUGAAUCAAUUCUGACUUAUCAGUUCCCUUCGGAUUACCGUAAUGCGAUCGAGUGGUGGCAAUAUGACCCAACAAAGUGGUCCAUCUGGGUAUGGAAGCAACUUGGUCUAGCGUCUAAUCUGAAACAAUUUCGCGCAAAUGAGAUUGAAAAAGGCCGCGUUCAACAAUUGCAGAAGAAGGUCGACCAAAAGCGAGCAAAGUUGGAUUGGGGUGUUCCUCUUGAGAAGCUACCAGCUGUUUCUUGGGAUGACUUUGAGGUUGAGACUCAGAGUGGAAAGGCCUUGACAGUGAUUGCUGGUGUUAUCCAUGAUUUAACUCAUUUCAUCCAUGAGCACCCCGGUGGGAAGGUUUUGAUCAGUUCGGCAAUUGGGAAGGAUGCAACUGCUUUGUUCAACGGAGGAGUGUAUAACCAUUCUAAUGCUGCACAUAAUUUGCUUUCCACCAUGAGAGUCGGGGUGAUUCGAGGAGGUGGUGAAGUGGAAAUUUGGCGGAGAAGAAAUAGCGACAAAGCUAUUUAA